AUGCAGAGGACAGUAGAAAGCAACAAGCAAACUGUGACGGCCUCUUGGUUUUCCCCAAGUCGCCUGACCACACGGCAAACGAUCAUGUGGAGGAGAACAAGCUACGAGAAUCGGCCUGCCGCUUUGAUAAUGUGCGGUUCACGGAGAUUGCAGAUGUCCUUCUUCUUUUUGCAAUGCGUCACCGAGCAGGAAAAGCUUGGCCUCAGCGGCCUUCUCCUCGCACGCAUCCGCUCGGAAGAGUGGACCUCGCGCAAUAGCCGUGGCAAGAAGCAACAUGACGAAUUAAGCAGUCGAGGCACGCAGCAGUUUAUGCAACUGCAGGCGAUUCGCCAGCGACAUCCCCUGCAUGAGGCAAAAAACGAAGCAAGAACAAGUGACCCCGUCCUGGGCCUGGACGCCGGUGUGGACGUCGGAAGGCGUGAGCUGGGAGAAUUCAGGGCUUAG
Symbiodinium sp. CCMP2592 is the source of this 444-nucleotide messenger RNA. The record is from the annotation of a GenBank genome assembly. NCBI's taxonomy places the organism in Eukaryota, Dinophyceae, Suessiales, Symbiodiniaceae.